Ilyonectria robusta is the source of this 1209-nucleotide messenger RNA. RefSeq lists its product as uncharacterized. NCBI's taxonomy places the organism in Eukaryota, Fungi, Ascomycota, Sordariomycetes, Hypocreales, Nectriaceae. Bases 105 to 968 code for a protein of 287 amino acids. The record is from RefSeq and is a predicted model, not a curated record. The transcript has 2 exons.
CAGCUCUCUUGACCAUCACCAAUACCAUCGCCUCUAGCACCUGGUACCUAUCACCAUUUACACAAUAGCCAGAAUCUCGCCAUUGCGGACUUGCAACAGCCAAGAUGAACCAUCCCCAAUUCCGUCCCAAGUUGGCCUUCACCAACAAGCCACUAAACUUCCUACCCAAGGCCAAGACCUCUGCCAUGUUUAAGGAUGCCUUUAAACUCCGCACCAUCAUCCUCAUCGGAGCCAUCAUCCAGAUUCCUCUCUGCGCCAUCUUGCCCAUUCGCUAUGCCAUCAUCCCUGCUCUGGCUCUCCUGCUGAGCUCGAUCAUCACGACUAUUUCUCAGGCUCGGAAGCCGGAAUCUAAUAAUUUCAUGAACCACAUUGUCACUGGUCGCUCUAGUGCGCAGGUUCCCUCCACUUCCACGGCAUCCCUCGGCCGUUUCAGCUCACAGCCAGCUGAAGCCCCCAUCGUCGUCUUCAACAUCGGCUCCCAAUUCAACCACCCGCUCGGCAUUCUCGCCCCGGGAGUCAAGGACCUCGGUGAACGCUUCUUAGCCUUGAAGCGGGAUCUAUUAAAUCGCCGCGAGGAAUUCGGUCUCCUAGGUGUAUCGUCGUUCAUCGGCAACGAGCAAGCGAGCAACAACACCAGUAUGCUCACCUGCUUCUUUCGCGACGUCGAGAGUUUGCAUCGCUUUGCGCACGAGCCGAUGCAUCGAGAGGUCGUGGGCUGGUUUGACCAGAAGAAAUACCCACACAUUGGCGUCUUCCACGAAACCUUCUGUGUACCGGCUAAAAAUUACGAGACGGUGUACCUCAACUGUCGUCCAGUCUUGCUGGGCCGAGCAGCAGUCCAGAUGUCAAGCCAGAAGGCGGAGCCAGAGUGGGCAAAUUGCCUAGUCAGUGCGGACACACCACUGUUGAAGACACAGUAUUCGAGACUGUCACGCUAUGAGACUGGAAAACCCAAGGAGAAUGAGUGAGUAGAUACGGCUUGGAUGUUGGAUUGCGGUGCUUUUCUCUUUUUUUUGCUGGCGCAUAGGGUUGUCAUUUUAUAGCCAAGGCAAAAGCCCAACAAGGGUGGAUGUUGUAAUGACGUUUGUAUAAAAUCUAGGCGAAUGUGGCGUGUGUUAGGAGCAUCGGUUUUGGUGGUUGUAAUUGGUGCCAGCGCCACCAUACCUACAUAGCAUGCGAGAAGGUAAUUGGAGCUUAAUAUUUGUAUCU